AUGGAAGAUGGAGGAGAAAGAGAGGCCAAUGUCAGCCCGGAUUCUGUUAGUUGGAAGGCUCAGUACGACAUGUCCGAUAUGACAGAGAACGAGGGGGAUUGCACUUAUUGGUUUCGGAUAGUUGACCCCCGAUAUCACGCGACACUAGCGGACUCUCAAUACUUCAAUGUCAGCGCACCGAAACCCGAGGAGACGAAAACUAUUCCUGCGUCCACGGUAUUGAUAACUCUCACCGCAGAGGCCACUACAAGCACUACAGAUGCGUCCUCGAGCAAAGAAGCAGGUUUUACAUCAGAAACAAGUCCGAAAUCUGGAUUAUCUAAAGGUGAAAUUGCAGGUGUAGCAGUCGGCGCCACAGUUGGAGGCCUGUUGGUUCUUGGGGUUAUUGGAUGGGUGCUUUGGAAAAGACGGAUAAGAAUGAAAGAUGAUGCGGCACCGGCAGAGCUUCCUGGUAGUUACAACCAAGACCAGCCUUAUUCUGAGAGACCGAAGAGUGAGCUACCUGCUGAGCCUGUGGUUUUGCCUUCAGCAAGUCCUAGAGGCCCUCCCGAAGUCUACGAAGCACCAUAA
Molecule: messenger RNA, 570 nt
Organism: Fusarium sp. VM40
Lineage: Eukaryota; Fungi; Ascomycota; Sordariomycetes; Hypocreales; Nectriaceae
Source: the annotation of a GenBank genome assembly